Messenger RNA from Nomascus leucogenys (northern white-cheeked gibbon), 2386 nucleotides. The record is from RefSeq and is a predicted model, not a curated record. Lineage: Eukaryota; Metazoa; Chordata; Mammalia; Primates; Hylobatidae.
CAUCUUCCUCCAGCACCAGGAAGAAGGGCUUGUCUGCCAGCAUCAGAGUGUCCCGGACCUGGGGAAUAAGGUGAGGGCUGAAGCUGCUCAAAUGCUCCAUGAAGGGGAGGAAGCUGUGGGAUGAUGGGGAGGGUUCCCACAAAGAUGGAGCCUCGUCAGCCUUUCUCCAGCACCGGAAACCACAGGAAACCAGCAAGGCCCUGCCACCCACCUUCAGGCCAUGCAGCCAUGUUCCCGGAGCCCUAAUUGCGCAGAAGCCCAUGGGGAGCUCCAGAACGGCAGCCCUGCUCCUGCCUCUCUUCCUGGUAGUCAUCGACCUAUCUGACUCUGCUGGGAUUGGCUGUCCCCACCUGCCCUACUGGAACACCCGCUGUCCUCUGGCCUCCCACACGGAUGACAGUUUCACUGGAAGUUCUGCCCAUAUCCCUUGCAGCACCUGGUGGGCCCUCUUCUCCACAAAGCCUUGGUGUGUGCGAGUCUGGCACUGUUCCCGCUGUUUGUGCCAGCAUCUGCUGUCAGGUCGCUCAGGUCUUCAGUGGGGCUUCUUCCACUUCCUGGUGCAGAAAUCCAAAAAGUCUUCCACGUUCAAGUUCUGUAGGAGACACAAGAUGCCAGCACCUGCUCAGAGGAAGCUGCUGCCUAGUCGUCACUUGUCUGAGAAGAGCCAUCACAUUUCCAUCCCCUCCCCAGACAUCUCCCACAAGGGACUUCGCUCUAAAAGGACCCAACCUUCGGAUCCAGAGGCAUGGGAAAGUCUUCCCAGAUUGGACUCACAAAGGCACAGAGGGCCCGAGUUCUCUUUUGAUUUGCUGCCCGAAGCCCGGGCUAUUCGGGUGACCAUACCUUCAGGCCCCGAGGUCAGUGUGCGUCUUUGUCACCAGUGGGCACUGGAGUGUGAAGAGCUGAGCAGUCCCUACGAUAUCCAGAAAAUUGUGUCUGGGGGCCACACUGUAGAGCUGCCUUAUGAAUUCCUUCUGCCCUGUCUGUGCAUAGAGGCAUCCUACCUGCAAGAGGACACUGUGAGGCGCAAAAAAUGUCCCUUCCAGAGCUGGCCAGAAGCCUAUGGCUCGGACUUCUGGAAGUCAGUGCACUUCACUGACUACAGCCAGCACACUCAGAUGGUCAUGGCCCUGACACUCCGCUGCCCACUGAAGCUGGAAGCUGCCCUCUGCCAGAGGCAUGACUGGCAUACCGUUUGCAAAGACCUCCCGAAUGCCACGGCUCGAGAGUCAGAUGGGUGGUAUGUUUUGGAGAAGGUGGACCUGCACCCCCAGCUCUGCUUCAAGUUCUCUUUUGGAAACAGCAGCCACGUUGAAUGCCCCCACCAGACUGGGUCUCUCACAUCCUGGAAUGUGAGCAUGGAUACCCAAGCCCAACAGCUGAUUCUUCACUUCUCCUCAAGAAUGCAUGCCACCUUCAGUGCUGCCUGGAGCCGCCCAGGCUUGGGGCAGGACACUUUGGUGCCCCCCGUGUACACUGUCAGCCAGGCCCGGGGCUCAAGCCCAGUGACACUAGACCUCAUCAUUCCCUUCCUGAGGCCAGGGUGCUGUGUCCUGGUGUGGCGGUCAGAUGUCCAGUUUGCCUGGAAGCACCUCUUGUGUCCAGAUGUCUCUUACAGACACCUGGGGCUCUUGAUCCUGGCACUGCUGGCCCUCCUCACCCUACUGGGUGUUGUUCUGGCCCUCACCUGCCGGCGCCCACAGUCAGGCCCGGGCCCAGCGCGGCCAGUGCUCCUCCUGCACGCGGCGGACUCGGAGGCGCAGCGGCGCCUGGUGGGAGCGCUGGCUGAACUGCUACGGGCAGCGCUGGGCGGCGGGCGCGACGUGAUCGUGGACCUGUGGGAGGGGAGGCACGUGGCGCGCGUGGGCCCGCUGCCUUGGCUCUGGGCGGCGCGGGCGCGCGUAGCGCGGGAGCAGGGCACAGUGCUGCUGCUGUGGAGCGGCGCCGACCUUCGCCCGGCCAGCGGCCCCGACCCCCGCGCCGCGCCCCUGCUCGCCCUGCUCCACGCUGCCCCGCGCCCGCUGCUGCUGCUCGCUUACUUCAGUAGCCUCUGCGCCAAGGGCGACAUCCCCCCGCCGCUGCGCGCCCUGCCGCGCUACCGCCUGCUGCGCGACCUGCCGCGCCUGCUGAGGGCGCUAGACGCGCGGCCUUCCGCAGAGGCCACCAGCUGGGGCUGCCUUGGGGCGCGGCAGCGCAGGCAGAGCCGCCUAGAGCUGUGCAGCCGGCUCGAACGAGAGGCCGCCCGAUUUGCAGACCUAGGUUGAGCAGAGCUCCCCUGCAGUCCCGGGUGUCUGCGGCCGCAACGCAACGGACACUGGCUGGAACCCCGGAAUGAGCCUUCGACCCUGAAAUCCUUGGGGUGCCUCGAGGACGACUGGCCGAAAAG